Messenger RNA from Cyprinodon tularosa, 4499 nucleotides. It is a transcript of the gene dnajc5ga, whose product is annotated as DnaJ (Hsp40) homolog, subfamily C, member 5 gamma a. The transcript is spliced from 7 exons. NCBI's taxonomy places the organism in Eukaryota, Metazoa, Chordata, Actinopteri, Cyprinodontiformes, Cyprinodontidae. The coding region runs from base 200 to 865 and encodes 221 amino acids. The record is from RefSeq and is a predicted model, not a curated record.
GCACAUCCUGUGUUUCCUGGAAGGAGGAGCGACCCUGCGAGCGCAGCAAGUAGCGGUCUGUCAUUACCUUCCUACCGGGAUAACGGAACCGUGUCUCUGACCUGUUAACUCCCGUCCAGGACGUUAAACCGGGUGCCUCUAUGGUCCAGUUAACCUUACAGCGAGAUACACGGUGUUCAGUUUACUCAAGAGGUGAGCCAUGGCUGAACAGAGUUCUGCCCGAUCCCAAAGGAAGAUGUCCACCUCCGGGGAGAGUGUGUAUAAGGUACUAGGCCUUGAGAAAGGAGCUUCAGCUGAGGAAAUUAAGAAGGCAUACAGGAAACUUGCACUGAAGUACCAUCCGGACAAGAACCCAGACAACCCAGAUGCAGCGGAGAAGUUUAAGGAGAUUAACAACGCCAACUCUAUUUUAAACGACGAGAACAAAAGGAGGAUUUACGACGAGUAUGGCUCCAUGGGCCUUUACGUAUCCGAACAGUUCGGAGAGGAAAGUGUCAAAUACUACUUCCUCAUGUCCAAGUGGUGGUUUAAGAGUGUGGUGCUGUGCUGCACACUUUUUACCUGUUGCUGCUGCUGCUGCUGUUGCUGUUUCUGCUGCGGGAAGUGCAAGCCCCCCGACGAUGAUGAAAACUACCAAUAUGUUGAUCCGGAAGACCUGGAGGCCCAAAUCAGAGCGGAUCAGGACGGAGGUACCACUGUAAUCAUAAUCCAGCCAGCCUCCGAUCUGGGUCCUGAAACCCCAGAGGAACAGAGUAAGCCAAUCCCCCUGCCUAUGCCCAUGCCUCCACCUGAGCCCCAGUCGCCUUCAUCAACCAACACACCGGGGAAAGAAAACCCCAGAGAAAGCUUACAAGAGUCUGAAUGACUCGAAAAUGAUCAUGUGAUUCAGUGUCAACUAGCUUCUGCAGGAAGCCUCUCGAGGCCCUACUAUGAUCCAGCUACAUCUGACCGCUGUGAAGAACCCAGAGAAAAGCCAGCCCAAAGUUAUCAGCCAUCCCAGAUCUCCUCCCCUCUCCUGCCUCACCUCCAGCCCACCGAUGCUCCAAAGCUAACCUGCGAGGCGGCCGCAUCUGCCUGCCCCCAGCUGUGUAACCACCUGGAGAUCAGCCAAGCCGACGGCCAUGCUCCUAAAUUUGGGAGGUCUUUCCAACCAGCUCUUGAACGUUCCCCUAUCUUCUAGUUACUGAAUUGUCUGUGCGAUGCUGGUUGUGACUGCAUCAGUGUGUUACGCCAAAACCACCCCAGUCUCCUCUGGUCAUCACCUUUCUAACCGCUAAGGAUGGCAUAUGAAGGAGAAGUGGAGGGAUUAUUUAUUGCUUUUCUUUUCCUCCUAUUGUAGAUAAUCCAUUGGUCAUCAGCCGGAUGACUUUAUUUUUAUUUUUUUAACAUAUCUCCCACAGUAACUUGCUUUAUUAUUUUUGGAAUAGAACAUUGACGGUAAAUUCGAUGCCAAACUUAGAAAUCCAGCUGCUCAGCAGAAACAUUGACUUAACUUAUGGAGGACGGUUUGAACCAGUCAUUGCUGCAUCAUCUUCCACUAUCACCCACUAAAACUCUUACUUUGAAUGAAAACAAAGGAAACAGAGUUCUUUGCCUCCUUUAAAAACUGAUCUCAUCAGGAUCUACUUUAUUUCAUGGUUUGAUGUUAAACGUCUGAGCCAAGCUAAAGAGCUGUUAUUAGGAGAUGGAAGACCUCUGCUAUCAGCAUGCAGUCAUUGUUUUGUUUCCCAGCUGCACGUCCUCCCUUCUGUACUGCAUGGAAACCCAAACCACACCAAAAAACCCUGCUUUUCCCUGCAUACUCUGGUGAAACGAAACAAACACACUCAUACCAGCCCUGAUGUCAGCGUUAGAGGAAACGGACAGCCCCCCCCCAGCCCUCUGUAACAUGAGUGACUGAUGCCAAACCAUGGAGCUCUGAUGGAUGUCAACGAUCUGUGCUUUUAAGUUGCUCUCAUGCUCAUUUACAUCAUGUUGUUGAUUAAAACAGACAUUUUUAUUUUGCUAUUAGCCUGCCAGGCGGAUCUAUGCGCCUCUUCUGAUCCGUUACCAUUUUUAUAUUUCCCUGAGACGAUCAGUGGCAUCAUGUUCAGAUUCACCAGGUUUCAUUUUUGAGCCAUCAACGAGGGAUUGGGGAAAUUAGACAUUUUUACUCUAAAUUUUCAGACCUUGCAUCUAAUUUUUCCGUUAUGUUAUCAAUUCUCUAAACCUUUACCUGCUGACUUGACACUGACAGUGGUGUGCCUUGAAGAAUAAUUGUAGCAGUGAUUAAGCAGGUUAAUAGUUGAGGGUUUGCCAUACGCUUCUUGGAUGCUGUGCAGAAAAUAAUCCAGUUUGGGGAUCUACUAAUAAAGGGGAAAGGCUUUUUUUUUUUUUUUCUUUUGUGGUAACUUACUGGGCCUGAUCUCCUCCUGUCUGCAAACCUCUAGGAAGGUUUCUUUAGUUUUGGAUUCAAACAAGUAGCAUAAGAUAAAUUCAGCCCCCAUAUAUGUUUUUAUAAAUCCUACAAAAUCAGCCACAGCUUAUUUUAGAUCUUUUCUGAUUAUCAUCUAAUGGGACAUUUUUGGAUGCUCUUAUAUCAUGGAAAGGAGCUAUUAACUGACCUAAAUUUUUUUAAUCAAGUUUUCAUUAAAAACAGUCAAUUUAACUUAUUUAACUGGUGUUUUCUAAAUAUACAGACGGAGUAAAACUUUUAGUUUAUUUUUAAUUUGGGAUGGUCUGUUUGCUCUAUUUUUUGCUCAUAUUAGUUUACCGUCUGUUUUUGGAAAGAACCCAAAUGAAACCUUUUACUAUUUUAUUUUUAAUUAAUCUGGAAGCAAUCAUCUCUCAGUAUUUAAUGAUGUUGUUAAAAGUCAGCUUCAUUUUAAAAAAAAAUACGUAUUUUUAUCAAGCUAUUCUUAAAAUCCAUCUCUAAAGACUGUUUACAGAAUGUAUAUUCAAAGACAUUUUUUUAUAUUUCAUGUAAUAUCUUCUCAUUUCGUUCAGCAUGUUUCACCCCAACUAGACUUUUUAUUUUUUACUGUUACCUCAGUUUGUGAUCAUUUUCAAUGCUAAACUUCUUUGACAUUUAUGGAGUAAACAUAAAAAUGUUUUAAAAUUUAUUCUGACAGAAUAUUGAGCAAAGUUUGAAUCUUUAGUUUUAGAAGGAGCGGUUAGAGAUAGAAAUAUCUUGCUGCCGGGUUUUUUUUUUUUUUUAAAGAUUCCCUACCUUUUGUUUGAGCUGCAGAAACACAAAUUCUGGAAUAAACAAAGUAAGUUCCUCUGGAUAAAAUCACAUAUUUUGUUUAAAACAUUGACUCUGAAUUUUGAUUUUCAUGUUAAGCAAAUUUAGACAGUUUGCAGUUCUGUUUGUGUGUUUUACGACUAAAAGAAACAAGUUUUUUUUUUUUUCUUAAACUCAAUUUUACUCCAAUUUUAGUGGAAUUCUGUGUACUAUUUUAUGGAGGGUAAAAAAAAAACAUUGCUUAGUUCUAACGUAGUCUUGGGCUCAUAUUUUUCACAAAAAGUGUUAAUGAAAAACACAGUUUCUUGCUGUAUAAGUUUUUUUCUCACAUUAUCCAUUUCAAAUAUCCAAACCUUCCCAGUCGACGCAUCCAUGGAUGGAUUCCGCUUUAUUUCGCUCAUCCUUACCUGAAAAGUGCUCAAAUAGAAAUGUCCAGCCAUUUUCCGUAUUCAUAGUCUAUAGUUUUUAUGCACAGAAGAAGUGAAGGCUGUAAAUCAUUGGCUUGAAUCUGGCAGAAGCUAAUUUUAAUAAGUUUAGUUGGUAAUAAACUGUCUUGCUCCAAAGUAGAGGCCAGUCUGCCUGGAAGUUGCAGAUCCUGCAAACCCAUUUUCUCCCAGCAGCCCAGAUGACAUAUUUCCGCGUCAAAUGGAUUAAACAAAUGCAGAUCUGCAUGUUGGAGCAAUUUAAGAGUUGAAAACAGCAUGAAAAGCAGGUCAGAUAAAAAUAUCUGCAUCAUGUGUCUCAGUCUGCAGACAUGAGCUGGUUUUUAUUUGUUUUCUUUACCCAUAAUUAACGGCUCACCUUUGACCCACUAACUCUAAACACUUCAUGCAAAAAGGCCAUGAAAACAUGUUUUUUUAACCAAAGUAAUCUACACCUAAAACCUAAAAGAAUGACCAAAAUAAUAUAUCGGCACUGAAGAAGGUGCAUAAAGUGAUUUAACUAUUAAUGGACUUCUGGUUUUUAUUUCUGCUACAGAAAAAUGAGUGUGAAAGAUUGUAGUGACAUUGGGCUGAAGUCAGCUUGUUUACUCUGAGUCACAGAAUCGGAGAUCAGUGAUUCAAACUCCACCGCUAAAAAAAAAAUAAAAAUCUGUGUGUGGAGCUAAUGUGCUUCCAGGAAGAUUAUUAUGUUUUUGUUUUUUAAGUUGGCUGGUUAAAAAAAUCUAGAUGUAAAGAGAAAAAAGACGUUCUUGACCUGAAAAUGAGACAUUUCUUCCUUGUACAUAAUGACUGUGAUGAAAUUCAACUAAAUAAAAAAAAGGGGGAUUUUCUAA